GAAACCGAGAAAUCCUCUCCAUUUGUCUCCUCGCCUUCUGCAGGGCCCAUCCUCUCCGAGCCCUCUUGCUGGCUGUGCUGUGCCUUCACUGUAAUAGGAAAAAAAAAAAAAGAAAGAAAAAAACCCUAGAUCCCCAAAUUCUAUUUUUACCCUAACAUCAAAAAUUAGAAUUACGUAUACGAUCUAAUAUUAGUAAUUAUAGUAAUGGCGCAAGAUUCUGAAGUGGAACCUGCAUCGGAAACCCUAGAUCAAUCUUCUUCUUCUUCUCCUUCUUCUUCGUCAGAUCCAUCGCUUUCCCGGAAUGAGUCCUUCAGUAAACUCAACGCGCAGGCUCCUGAGUUUGUCCCCACUCGCCCACAACAACAGCGGCCGCCGCCACCUCCUCCUUCCCCUUCUGCUGCCAUGAUGCAUAUCUAUCCUCCGCCUCCUCCCUCGCCGUUUCAUGUUCCGAUUCAUAGCCCUGUGCCUGUGCCUCACGUGAUCCCUAUCCAGAAUCAUCAUGUGCACCACCACCAUCCCCACCUCCAGCACCAGUAUCAGCAUCAUAAUCAGCAGUACCCUCCAGUUCGGAACCAUAGCAAUCAUCAUCAUGGUCAGAAUAGUCACUAUGUGCCUCUGCAGUACCAUGGGAAUCAAAAUCACUUUGCUUCCAAAAAGGGGCAGUCGGAGGAAGAUAUGGAGGUGGCUGCGAAGAAGGAUAUAGCAUCAUCAGAUCAUGCGUCCAAACAUGAAAGAGCUGGGCUUUCUGAUGAGACUGUGCAGAAACUUUUGAAUCAAGUGGAGUACUAUUUCAGUGAUCUAAAUUUGGUGACAACUGAUCAUUUGAUGAGGUUUAUACACAAGGAUCCUGAUGGAUAUGUUCCAAUAUCUGUUGUUGCUUCCUUUAAGAAGGUCAAAGCUGCUAUAAAUAGUAAUUCGCAACUUGCUUCCAUCCUGCGGAAUUCAUCAAAACUCGUAGUUAGUGAAGAUGGAAAGAAAGUUAGACGUCAACAUCCUUUAACCGAGUUGGAUGUGGAAGAGUUGCAAUCUCGUAUAGUCGUUGCUGAAAACUUGCCUGAAGAUCAUUGUCACCAAAACCUCAUGAAGAUAUUCUCUGCAGUUGGAAGUGUGAAGACCAUCCGUACCUGUCCACCUCAAACUUCUGGUGGUGGAGCCUCUUCAGCAUCCAGAUCCACUAAAGCUGAUGGAAUGCAUUUCAGUAACAAGUUGCAUGCUUUUGUGGAAUAUGAGUCUGUUGAGCUAGCUGAGAAAGCAGUUAUUGAGCUAAAUGAUGAGGAGAACUGGAGUGGUCUUAAAGUUCGGUUGAUGCUAAAACGGACGUCAAAACCUACUCAAGCUCGGGGAAAGAAGGGGCAUGAUGGGCAAGAGGAAGAUGAGGCUUGUACGUCUGAGAAACAGCUGAAUGAAAAACAGAAUGAAGAUUCAUCCCAACAAUAUGAUGCUCAUUCACAUGAACCCACUGGAGAGGAUCAUGUGAAUGACAAGGAUGGUACACAUAGGAAAGGGCGCAAUCGGGGUCGAGGCAAGGGACGUGGGAGGGCUCAAUACCAUCAUAAUAACCGUGGAAAUCCUGUGGGAACUCCCCCUUCAACUAAUCCAGUUAAUGGUGAGCAGCCAGGUAUAGCGAAGCAACCUCCAGGGCCCCGUAUGCCCGAUGGCACAAGAGGAUUUGCUAUGGGUCGGGGGAAGCCGGUUGCUGUUAAUAUUGCUUGAUAACGUCUUCUUCAAGGUUGGGGAUUCUACCUGGGAUUGAAGGAAUGGCGAGGUUUUUCUAAGGGCUGAGUAGUUGGUAAGGAUCAAAUUAGCAAUAUUUUUAGCUGUUUGCAUUUUUAUUUUCAUAUGGAUGUUGCAGAACAAACAACUUUUUUUUUUUAAAUUUUAUUUUAGAAGAUUUCCUAUCACCUUAGUUUGUAUGCUGUAGAAAUGGAAAAAGUUGUAAUCCAUGGUGGGAAGUCAGCGAUAUUUAUAGAUAUAAUGUGAGGCAGACUUUGAUAUUUUGCAAUAAGAACUACCAAUUACAUGA
Messenger RNA from Manihot esculenta (cassava), 2023 nucleotides. Its product is annotated as la-related protein 6B. The record is from RefSeq and is a predicted model, not a curated record. Gene Ontology annotation, molecular function: mRNA binding. The transcript has 10 exons. The coding region runs from base 205 to 1713 and encodes 502 amino acids. Gene Ontology annotation, biological process: RNA processing. Lineage: Eukaryota; Viridiplantae; Streptophyta; Magnoliopsida; Malpighiales; Euphorbiaceae. Gene Ontology annotation, cellular component: nucleus.